Messenger RNA from Zingiber officinale, 1623 nucleotides. RefSeq names its product amino acid transporter AVT6C-like. Gene Ontology annotation, biological process: amino acid transmembrane transport. The transcript is spliced from 5 exons. The record is from RefSeq and is a predicted model, not a curated record. Gene Ontology annotation, molecular function: amino acid transmembrane transporter activity. NCBI's taxonomy places the organism in Eukaryota, Viridiplantae, Streptophyta, Magnoliopsida, Zingiberales, Zingiberaceae. Bases 29 to 1363 code for a protein of 444 amino acids.
CGCGCAUCUCUCUCUGUUCGGCGCCCCGAUGUCGAAGGCUGGUGACGCGGUCGCGCCGCUCCUGCCGGUGGAGCUCCGCCCGAGCGAGACGCCGUCGGCCUCGGUUCCCGGCGCGGUGUUCAAUCUAGCGACGACCACCAUCGGGGCCGGGAUCAUGUCGCUUCCGGCCGCCGUGAAGGUGCUCGGCGUCGCCCCGGCGCUGGUCCUGGUGGUUGCCGCCGCGUUCCUGGCGGACGCCUCGGCGGAGUUCCUGAUGCGCUAUAGGGGUGCGGGCGGCGCGUGGUCGUACGCGGCCGCCAUGGGAGACGCAUUCGGCCGCGCCGGCUCCGCCGCUUUGCAGAUCUGCGUCGCCCUCACUACCGCCGGAACCCUCACCGUUUAUCUCGACAUCAUCGGUGACGUGCUCUCGGGUAGCCAAUCGGAGGGCGCGGCGCACGCCGGGAUUCUGCAGGAGUGGUUCGGCGAGCAGUGGUGGACAGCGCGCGUGGCGGCGCAGCUCGUCGCCGUCGUUAUUGUCAUCCUUCCUCUGGUCCUCCUCCGCCGCGUCGACUCCCUCAAGUUCUCGUCGGCGGUGUCGGUGCUGCUGGCGGUUGUGUUCAUGUGCAUAAGCACCGGCAUGGCGCUCUACGCCCUAUUCCAGGGUCGGACGCAGAAGCCCAGGCUGCUCCCCGACUUCGCCCACCUCUCCUCCUUCCUCGACCUCUUCACCGCCGUCCCCAUCAUUGUCGUCGCCUUCACCUUCCACUUCAACGUUCACCCGAUCCGAGCCGAGCUCAGCGAGACCUCAGACAUGCAGGUGGCCGUCCGUCUCUCCGUCCUGCUCUGCUCCGCCAUCUACGCCGCGAUCGGAUUCUUCGGCUACCUUCUCUUCGGCGAGGCCACCAUGACCGACAUCCUCUCCAACUUCGACCGCGACACCGGCUCGGCCUUCGGGAGUCUUCUCAACGACGUGGUCCGCCUCAGCUAUGUCCUCCACCUGGUUCUCGUCUUCCCGUUGCUCUUCUUCUCGUUGAGAAUCAACGUCGACGAGCUCCUCUUCCCCAAAUCGAGCCACCUCUCGUCGGACGCUCGCCGGUUCACGCUGCUCACGACGGCGCUGCUUGGCUCCAUCUACCUGGGCUCAGUCCUCAUCCCGAGCAUUUGGACUCUGUUUCAGUUCAUCGGGUCGACCACUGCGGUUUGCAUCUCGUUAAUUUUCCCGGCGGCUCUUGUUCUGAGGGACGUUGAAGGAACAGCAAAGAGAAAGGAUCGGUUACUAGCCAGGGGGAUGAUACUGGUGGCUUUGAUUACCAGCGCUAUAGCUAUAGGAUCCAACAUUGUUGCAUCUUUCCAGCCACGGGAAGUAAGAGGAUCUAGGCGUUGAGUGAUUGAUAUUAGAGCAUUCAUUCGUAAUCCAUAGAAGAUGUUGUAAAUUAUACCUAUCACUUUUAGGGGGCAUUUGAUUUGGGUGGUGAAUAGGAAUAUAUUUGAUAAUAGAUUGAAAUGGGAAUGAGUGUAGCUAUUUUGAUAAUGUUGUUUGAUUUAUAAGUUCGGUUUUGGUAUUAUUUUUUAAAUAUCAAUUUAUUUUUCAAAACUUUUACUAAGAUCUUAUAAUAAAUCAAUAUAUAUAUCUCCUUUUCCUGA